This is a messenger RNA of Linderina pennispora, 2371 nucleotides long. RefSeq lists its product as uncharacterized. Gene Ontology annotation, biological process: protein N-linked glycosylation. The coding region runs from base 398 to 2215 and encodes 605 amino acids. Gene Ontology annotation, cellular component: endoplasmic reticulum membrane. Gene Ontology annotation, molecular function: alpha-1,2-mannosyltransferase activity. The record is from RefSeq and is a predicted model, not a curated record. NCBI's taxonomy places the organism in Eukaryota, Fungi, Kickxellomycota, Kickxellomycetes, Kickxellales, Kickxellaceae. The transcript is spliced from 2 exons.
UCAAACAAGUCAGUGUACGCAGCAGCUGCAGGAAGGCAUUCAUUUGCGUUAUCGUGUAGCGGAGAGAGAGCAUGCCUAUCGUUAGGACAGAGAUGACAUGCUUGCAAUACACGCCACAUGAGGAUACUGAUCAGCGACUAAUCGGCUGGGCUCCGGAUCAGGAGUGGUGUGUUUGGUGUUCCCGUGACAUUUUGGCAUUCAACUUCCGACUUGCAGAUAUCCUCACCCUUUAUCUCUACUUUUACCUUUUUUCCCCCUUGAAUUUGCCUCCCCUUUAAGUUCGCUAUUUUUUUUAUUUUAUUUAGAAAUGCUUAGUGCUCGUCAGCGGCCAAGCCUAAAGCAGGAGCGGGCGGAGCGGCGGCAGCGCAAAAAAGUCAAGCGGCAUGAACAGGAGCUUAUGGAGAAAGUAAAGCAACAGCAAAGGCAAAAGCAGCACAGGCCAGAGCCACGCAGCUACACGCCGUCGUUCAGCCUGGUGUUCCGGAUCCUGGCGCUUAUCCGGGUGGUGGGGGCUCUAACGGCGCCGAUACAGGACUGCGACGAGGUGUACAACUACUGGGAGCCCCUGCAUUUCCUGCAGUUCAAGCACGGCAAGCAGACAUGGGAGUACGCGUCGCAAUAUGCACUGCGGUCGUACGGGUUCCUGGAAAUAUACGUGUGGAUGGCGAGGGCGCUGCAUUUCAUAUUGGGAUUCGCGGGCAAGGUGCAGGUGUUCUAUGGAGUGAGGAUUCUGCUGGCGAUGGUGACGGCGGCGUGCGAGGCCGGGUUCGUCCGGGCCAUUGCGGUGCAUGUGGACAGGAGGAUUGCGAACUACACGAUGAUGGGGCUGUUUGGCAUGGCGGGCAUGUAUCAUGCGGCGGUGGCGUUGUUGCCGACGUCGUUUGCUAUGUGCUGUGGGAUGGUGGGCGGAGCGGCGGCGAUGGUGCCGGCGUGGCAGGGGAAUAUGUGGCGGCGCACGGUUGUGGCCACUGGGAUGUUUGCGGUUAUGGCGGUGGUCGGGUGGCCGUAUGCGGCGGUGAUGGCAGUGCCGUAUAUGGUCGAGGAGGUGGUGGAGCGGGGCCGGGUGAAGCGCACGUUGGCGGCCAUAGUGACGGGCAUUGCGGUGAUGGCGGUAGCUGGCGGCAUGCUGGCCAUGGUUGAUUCGCAGUACUACGGGCGUUUCGUGGUUGCGUCGUGGAACCAGGUCAAGUACAAUGUGGUUAGCGGACACUCGGACCUGUACGGGACGGAGCCGUGGCACUUUUACAUCAAGAACGGGCUGGUCAACGGCAACCUGGUGAUGGCAUUGGCGCUGCUGAGCCUGCCUAUGUGGACCGUGUACUAUUUGGUUCUGCGGGGGACGGCCGUGGGCACGGGUCCGACGGUGGAGCGGCUGUUUACCAGCCACCGGCUGCUAUUGUACCGGAUCAUGCCGUUUUUCAUGGUGCUGGUGGUGUUCUCGCUGCAGAGGCACAAGGAGGAGCGGUUCCUGAGCAUUGCGUACCCGCACAUGUGCUUUAACGCGGCGGUCUGCCUGAGCCUCCUGCACCCGCUGCGCGCCUGGCUGCAGGCCAGGACCGGGCGGGCGUGGUCUGCGCGCAGCGACUCGCUCAAUCUCUCGGUGCUGGCGGUGGCCGGUGCUAUCGGACUGCUGCGCAUGGGCGCGCUGCACCAGUACUACGGCGGGUACUCGUCGGUGUUCCUGGCGCUGCCCGGGCAUUCGGCGAGCAAUGGGCUGCUGCCGCUGGGCCCGACAAUCAAGACGCUGUGGGGCAGCAGGACGGUGCGUGCGGAGCCGGGCAGGCAGCAGACGGUGUGCAUGGGCAAGGAGUGGUACCGGUUCCCGUCGUCGUACUGGCUGCCUGAGGGCUUCCGGCUCGAGUUUGUGGCGAGCCAGUUCUCCGGGCAUUUGCCGGGCUCCUUUGAUGAGAACGCGACCGGGGCGGAGCGCGGCGACUUUAAUGAUAUGAACCGGUGGGAGCCCAGGCAUGUGGUCGAUGAGGCAGUGUGCGACUACGCGGUUGACACGGAGUUUGGCGCAGCCGCGUAUGCCGAGAAUGAGGUGCCGUUUGCCAGGAGAAGCGGGUGGCAGAAGCGCAUGUGCGAGCCGGUGCUGGACCCGCAGCGCACGCGGCUCUGGGAGAGGGUGCUGUAUGUGCCUGGGGGCGGCCAGAGGUGGGGCGAGGUGUGCAUAUUUGAGCGUGACCAGUCGAGCGGCGAUCCCGGCGUAGUCUGACUUGCGUCUGGGCAAAAGCGAAAAAAAAAAGCGUGCGACAGAAAAUGCACUGGCUUGAAAAAUACAUGACAGUGAUGCAGCACGGAUGAGGGGGCAGUGUGCCGAAAUGACUCGCCCGCGUUUCCCCCCCGACUCCAGCGGCAAAGGGCGUGUUUG